GGGAGGUUCAGAGAGCAGAGCAUAUGACAGAGAUACAGUUCAAAACAGGAGAGAGCGCCGAAAUAUAUAAUACGAUUAAGCGAAUCGUAUCCUUUCUUAGCGAUUUUCUUUUUUUUGAGCGUAAAGUUUCAGAGAUAGGCUGCUUUAAAUAUUCUGUGAGUCUCCUGGUUCCAAAUGGGUAAAUAUCAGUUAGACUAAACUCAAAAUAUCCAAGUUAUAAUAUAACAGAAAUCAGUAAUCGCGAUUAAAACGCAUGUAUAAGCGCGUAAAACGCAGCUAUCCAAGUGUCUUCCUGCAAAACACCCUCAAAGCGUUGUAAUGGAAAAAUCAAAGAACUUCAGGAUCGACGCCCUUCUGGCUGAAGAACCACGUCGAGGGACUCGAGAAGUAUCACCUGGACUGAGCAGCGACAGCCCGACGGGCAGCCCGGUGUCCUGCAGGCGCGCCAACACUCCAUCCCCGCGCGCGACCCCCGGUGCCAUACACCUCCAAACCGGAAUCAUACCUAAACCAGGGCUGCUCAAUCUCCCACACCCAGGACUCACUUCGCUUCCAGGCAUGUACACGACACCCAUGUACCCCUUUUCAGCUCUGGGAGGUCAGCACCCUGCCAUGGCGUACUCGGGUUUUACGCAGCUGACGCAGCCGUACCAUGAGCAGCUGAAGGCGGCGGCGAUGGCCGGAUCUUUACCGCUGGAGCACUGGAUACGAGCUAGCAUCAUGGUACCACGACUGCCCGAAUACACCUGUGAGUGGAGUAGCAUUCAGAUGACCGCCCCCCAGUCCGGUUUGAUGGGGAAAUGUCGUAGACCGCGGACAGCAUUCACCAGUCAACAACUACUGGAGCUGGAAAACCAGUUUAAACUCAACAAGUACCUUUCCAGACCCAAACGCUUCGAAGUGGCCACAUCACUCAUGCUGACGGAGACACAGGUCAAGAUCUGGUUCCAGAACCGCAGAAUGAAGUGGAAACGCAGUCGUAAGGCUAAAGAACAGGCCGCGCAGGUCGAGGUGGAUCGUCAACGCGGGGGAACCAAAUCGACCAAUGAGAGAGCAGGAAGGGACAGUCGCAGGGCCAUCGCUCAGAGUGUGGAGGAGCAUGAGGAGGAGGACGAUAUUGAGGAAGACGAUGAGGAAGACGAGGAGGAAGGGCAACACAAAUUCAUAAAUGACAACCUUGAUGUACCAGACUUUCUGCAUCACGCGUCUGCGUUAAGAUACCACCCCGACAGCCCGUUCUCAGAGGACGACAUGGAGGAGGUGGGAGGAGGCGACAGGAAGAUUGGGGCAGGGUUAUGAAAACAUAUUUAUAUGGAAACUGAACAUAAAUUCCCAGCAGCAUUACAGCCCUGUUCUGUGGUCUGACUGUGGCAACAGUAAAAUUAAAGAACAGAGACUAUAAAUGCCAAAAUAUUUAGCCACUGAAAGACACACGAAAAGCCAAUCACCAGAACUAAUUUCAUCAACAUUUGAUGGUGUUGGUAAGUACAGGAGUCAAUGUCACUCAUACAGAGUAAACAUUAAAUAUAAUAAUAAACAUUCAAGGUGUGUUCCAAAACACAGAACAGAUCCAAAUCUUUGUAGACAGCAAAGGGCAUCACAGAAUCUCUCUCUCUCUCUCUCUCUCUCUCUACACACACACACACACACACACACACACUUGAUAAAGUAUGGGGUUAUCAAGAUUCUUUGAAGGAAAUUGAUACUUUUAUUCAGCAAGGAUGUAUAAAAUUAAUAAAAAAUGACAAUGAAUAGUGUUACAAAUAAUUAAUUUCUGUUCUUUUAAACUUUUACAUGUAUCAAAUAAUCUUGAAAAAAAAAGAUUAUUUAACCGAUUUCAAAAUGCAAUACAAAAUAUAAUAAUAAUAAGGAAGAAAUGUUUCCUAUUCAUCAAAUCAACAUUAGAUGAAUUCUGAAGGAUCAUGUGACACUGAAGAUUGGAGUAAUGGUGCUGAAAAUUCAGCUUUGCA
Messenger RNA from Carassius auratus (goldfish), 1970 nucleotides. It is a transcript of the gene mnx2b, whose product is annotated as motor neuron and pancreas homeobox 2b. The record is from RefSeq and is a predicted model, not a curated record. Gene Ontology annotation, molecular function: sequence-specific double-stranded DNA binding; DNA-binding transcription factor activity, RNA polymerase II-specific. Gene Ontology annotation, biological process: regulation of DNA-templated transcription; spinal cord motor neuron cell fate specification; central nervous system development. Gene Ontology annotation, cellular component: nucleus. Lineage: Eukaryota; Metazoa; Chordata; Actinopteri; Cypriniformes; Cyprinidae. The transcript has 3 exons. Bases 319 to 1299 code for a protein of 326 amino acids.